This is a messenger RNA of Alternaria rosae, 1111 nucleotides long. RefSeq lists its product as uncharacterized. The transcript has a single exon. The record is from RefSeq and is a predicted model, not a curated record. NCBI's taxonomy places the organism in Eukaryota, Fungi, Ascomycota, Dothideomycetes, Pleosporales, Pleosporaceae. The coding region runs from base 246 to 914 and encodes 222 amino acids.
GCUUCUCGAACGCUCAAUCUGUUACGACUGUGACGAGCGUGUGGAAGAUAUCUCAAACGUAGUCACAAGUCAUGGGGAAGUUGUCCAGACGUCAUGUGCAAGAUCAAACUUCUGCCGCCAAUACUAUAUAUCGGCUAUGCAAGCCUGUCGCAAAGAACUACAGAAGCCAGGAAGCAGUAAGACAGAUAAUCUUCACAAUAAAGUCACGGAAGCUCAAGGUUUGUUCCACAUAGUCCAGUACAAGCAUGAGCCCUACUACUUCACAGCAGAGCAUAACCCCACCUAAAACGCCCGAUGAGUUUCUCGCUAUGAUUAUCAAGUUGGACGAAGAAAGGAAGUCGCAGCAUUUACCGAGCCACACCACUGAGCAAAUAUGUACGCACUCUUGUGGAAGCAUCAUUACUUCCGAAGGGGGUCCAGGUGCAACAGGAAAUCGGCAGCGAACACCCUUGCGUUCGGAGAGGCACCAUGCCCUUCGACUUGCUGAUGAGACCCAGCGCAGCGUGAGACUGGGCAAAGAUGGAUUCAGCCUGGAACAACAGGAAGUAUACAAUGCCUGCCAUUGCGAAGAGAUCUUAGACUCGUUCGAGACAAACGUCAAGCAAUCAAGGGGGCAUGGGCAUGCGUGGCAGCGGACAGCGAAUUCGAUAGAACGUGCCGCUCCAGGAAUCCUUGGUUAUUCGUUAGACUUGACGAGGUCCGUGUCCCUUACGAAUAUGUUGGCCUGGAAAAAUCUGAAACAUUGGCCAAGCCAAAAGGAAGUCGAAAGCUGGCAGUUGGUGUACAGGGUGUACGGCAGAAAUGAAGAGGAAGAGGAUGACAAUUCUUCGGUCCUAAGUGCCCCGCCCAGAUCAAGCCUUGAAAUGCCCAAGCCCGUCGACAGGGUGAGUGGCGAGGAAAGCGUAGAGAAGUAGAGUGUAGGCCAGAUCGAAGAUGAAACAUGUUUGCUUUGCUAUUUUAGUUCGGUUGACACUGCUGGUCGCGUGUAGCAAAGAAGCGCAAUAACCUGGUGUAAAGUAUGCUUGAUGAGUACCAACCAUGUCAGCGCGAGACGUGCAGACGCGCUCGACAGCCACUCAUGUUGAUGCUGCGACGACGGAGAGUAUUGACU